UGAUAGAUAACUAGAUAGCUAGAUAGAUUAAGCAAUCAAAACACAUAGACACAUAGACACAUAGCUUGGGAUAUUUGUAUUAUAAACAUAAAGUAUACAUAUACAGAUACAUAAAUUAUACUUUUUUGUUGCUUUGCUUUAUUACCCUUAUAUCCCAUACUUAUACAUAUAUAAUUAUAUAUUAUACUUUAUUUAGCUAUAUAAAUAAAUUAAUAACAACAAUAUAAUACAUUGUCACUAUCACUAUUAUUAUGCGUCCAGUCACACGUCUCGUUAACCCUAUCCAAUCCACUCUUAUGAGUGCAAACGGUCGCUUGGCUCAAACAACACGUUGGAUGUCCGGAGUCGCAACUACAGAAGCUCAAGAGGUUCUCUUUCAAAAAAAUCUCGGCGUGCGUAAUAUCAUUCUCAAUAGACAAAAGAAACUCAAUGCACUCAACCUGCCUAUGGUUCAAGCCAUGCUCCCAAAAGUCCAGGCGUGGGAAAAAUCUGAUUUGGCAAAGAUCAUUUUACUCAAGAGUUCUGGAGGAAAAGGGUUUUGCGCAGGCGGUGAUGUGAAAACUGUUGUGGAUCUGGUUGAUGCAAAGGACGAGUCUGCAGCAACAUUCUUCGAGGUUGAGUACCAAUUGGAUCAUUCUAUCGCAACUCUCAACAAGCCAUUUGUGGCUCUUAUGGAUGGAAUCACCAUGGGUGGUGGUGUUGGACUUUCUGUACAUGCUCCUUUCCGUAUCGCUACCGAGAAAACCCUGUUUGCCAUGCCAGAAACUGCCAUUGGGUUCCUGCCUGAUGUAGGAGGCAGUUUCUUUUUACCUCGUCUUGAUGGUGAACUUGGUACCUAUCUUGGCCUGACAGGGUUCCGACUCAAGGCUGUCGAUGUAUUGUAUGCUGGUAUUGCUACUCAUUUCGUUCCUUCUUCCCGUCUCGAGGACCUUGAAAAGCGUUUAUCCGAGAUCGAGAAUCCCACACACGAUAUUGUCAACACUGCCAUUGAAGAGUUUUCGGCUGAAUUAGAUCAAGAGCCCAACUUUUCUAUGGGAGGUGAAGUCCGUGCUGCAAUUGACAGAUGCUUCAAGUAUGAUACUGUCGAGGAAAUCAUUGGUGCUCUCGAAAAGGAAGAUUCGGCUUGGGGUGCUUCUACUCUCAAACUGCUGAACAAAAUGUCACCUACCUCGCUAAAGGUCACACUCCAGCAACUACGCAAUGGGGCUAGUCUGUCGAUUGGCCAGUCAUUCAAGAUGGAAUUCCACCUGGUCCAAAAGUUCUUUGAGGGCCAUGAUUUCAAAGAGGGUGUGAACUCGACACUCGUGACCCGCACGCCACCCAACUGGAACCCCCCAGAUCUUGCGGCAGUCGACCAGGCCAAGAUCCGCCAAGAGUACUUUGAUACGGCUUCAAAAAUCCAUCUCAACCUUUUGUCGACCAAGGACUUUAAGCAGUACCCCCAUCGCAAGUUUGUGUUGCCGAGCGAAGAAGAGAUCAAGCGUGUGGUGACCGGAGAAGCACCGGAUGUUGGAAACUAUGCCUUGAGCCGAGACGAGGUGGUCGAAUACUUUUUGAAGGAUCGUCGAAGCAAGCAAGGUGUCAAGCAAAAGGUCACCGAGGUAUUGGAUCGCAAGACUCGUAUUCUCGGAAAGGGUGACAGCAAGAACCUCAAAUGGUCUUAUUAAAAAAAAACAUAUAAAAUAAUUGUCCUGUUUUCUUGUGGUUUUGUUAACAUGUGAGAUAAGUUUUAGUUAUCAAAAAUGAUGCUAUAUAUAUAUUUAUGGUGUAUAUAAAUAAGCACAGGCCCUGUGUCAUGCAAACUGGUCAAUAAAUGGUUACAAUUUAUAUAUGUAUAUAAUGUCUCUCUUGUUUUACUCUUCUUUAUCUAUAUAAUUAUAAAGACUAUAAGUAAUAAAAACAGAAAUUGUUUAUGAUUUG
This is a messenger RNA of Phycomyces blakesleeanus NRRL 1555(-), 1920 nucleotides long. RefSeq lists its product as hypothetical. Lineage: Eukaryota; Fungi; Mucoromycota; Mucoromycetes; Mucorales; Phycomycetaceae. The record is from RefSeq and is a predicted model, not a curated record. Gene Ontology annotation, biological process: L-valine catabolic process. Gene Ontology annotation, cellular component: mitochondrion. The transcript is spliced from 8 exons. Gene Ontology annotation, molecular function: 3-hydroxyisobutyryl-CoA hydrolase activity. The coding region runs from base 252 to 1667 and encodes 471 amino acids.